Molecule: messenger RNA, 2665 nt
Organism: Loxodonta africana (African savanna elephant)
Lineage: Eukaryota; Metazoa; Chordata; Mammalia; Proboscidea; Elephantidae
Gene: FBXL2
Product: F-box and leucine rich repeat protein 2
Exons: 15
Coding region: 53-1324 (423 amino acids)
Biological process (GO): SCF-dependent proteasomal ubiquitin-dependent protein catabolic process
Cellular component (GO): SCF ubiquitin ligase complex; cytoplasm
Molecular function (GO): protein binding
Source: RefSeq, a predicted model, not a curated record
UCGCCGGCGCCGUGUGACUCCGGGCUGGAGGUGCGCUCGCGGCGCUUCGGCCAUGGUUUUCUCAAACAGUGAUGAAGGCCUCAUUAACAAAAAGUUACCCAAAGAACUUCUCUUAAGAAUAUUUUCCUUCUUGGAUAUAGUAACUUUGUGCCGAUGUGCACAGAUUUCCAAGGCCUGGAACAUCUUAGCCUUGGAUGGAAGCAACUGGCAAAGGAUAGACCUUUUUAACUUUCAAACAGAUGUGGAGGGUCGCGUGGUGGAGAAUAUCUCAAAGCGAUGCGGGGGAUUCCUGAGGAAGCUGAGCUUGCGAGGCUGCAUUGGUGUCGGGGAUUCCUCCUUGAAGACCUUUGCUCAGAACUGCCAGAACAUCGAACAUUUAAACCUCAAUGGAUGCACAAAAAUCAGUGACAGCACGUGUUACAGCCUCAGCAGGUUCUGUUCCAAGCUGAAACACCUGGACCUGACCUCCUGCGUGUCCAUUACAAACAGCUCCUUGAAGGGCAUCAGUGAGGGCUGCCGAAACCUGGAGUACCUGAAUCUCUCUUGGUGUGAUCAGAUCACGAAGGAUGGCAUCGAGGCAUUGGUGCGAGGCUGUCGCGGCCUGAAAGCACUGCUCCUGAGGGGCUGCACUCAGUUAGAAGACGAAGCCCUGAAACACAUUCAGAAUUACUGCCACGAGCUUGUGAGCCUCAACUUACAGUCCUGCUCACUCAUCACGGACGAAGGUGUGGUGCAGAUCUGCAGAGGCUGCCACCAGUUGCAGGCUCUCUGCGUUUCUGGUUGCAGCAGCCUCACGGACGCGUCUCUUACGGCCCUGGGUCUGAACUGCCCGAGACUUCAGAUUUUGGAGGCUGCCCGAUGUUCCCAUUUGACUGACGCAGGCUUUACACUUCUAGCUCGGAAUUGCCAUGACCUGGAGAAGAUGGAUCUUGAAGAAUGCAUCCUGAUAACCGACAGCACGCUGACCCAGCUCUCCAUCCACUGCCCCAAACUGCAAGCCCUGAGCCUCUCCCACUGUGAGCUCGUCACAGACGACGGGAUCCUGCAUCUGAGCAACAGUACCUGUGGCCACGAGCGGCUGCGGGUGCUGGAGCUGGAUAACUGCCUCCUCAUCACCGAUGUGGCGCUGGAGCACCUAGAGAACUGCCGGGGCCUGGAGCGCCUCGAGCUGUACGACUGCCAGCAGGUUACCCGCGCUGGCAUCAAGAGGAUGCGGGCCCAGCUCCCUAAUGUCAAAGUACAUGCCUACUUCGCUCCUGUCACCCCACCAACGGCGGUGGGAGGAAGUGGACAGCGACUGUGCAGGUGCUGUGUUGUUCUCUGACGGCAGCUGCUCCUCCCCAAGGCAGGGUGUGGUGUCCCUUCCUCCAGAGAAGACAGCCUUUCUCAUCUACUCCACUGCUACCCAACUCUGAUGAUACUCUACUGGGAAAGGCUUUUACAGGUAAAGACUUCUGUGUGGGUUGCAGUAACUCUGGUGAUAACUGUCACCUUUAUCCUGCUGUAGUGCAAUCAAGUCAAAGCCUUGUCAGUUAACAUGUGGCAGGAGUGGUCUCAAUGCAGCCAGGAUGGUGUGAGAGGCCCCAGAGCUCCUAAGAGGUGGGUGCCUAUCUAGGUACAAAGUCAUCCUGUGGCCCUGUUGGCACUCCUCAGAACAGACCAUCAGUGUUAGCACAAACUGAGCAGAAAAAAUCGGCUGAUGAGUUUGAGACUUAAGAAACCAGUGGGCUACUAUAAUUCACGAUUCCAUUUUUAUUAGCUGGAUUCUUCCACUUUGAAGACUAAAUAGCAACUUUAUCGAAGUGACUGUACUGCAAAUUCGUAAUGCCUGGUCAUUUGAUAUGUAGAGACUCGUGUGGAAGGUACGCUCGUUGGUUUCCAUAAGACACCAAAGAAAUGAGGACCCUGAACUGGGUGAAGCAGGGUCUUCACCCUCUGCUUGUCAGCCUGUCAAAGACACCUCCGGGAACCAAAAACGAAACAGAACCAGUUCAGAGUCUGUGUUGCCUGACUGGAAGCUCUGGCAUAGGGUGCAGCACCUAGUGCAUGUCUGUUAGCAUGUCUGUUAAAGACAAGACGCUAUGUCCACAUCCCUCACAAACGGUGAGGGACCUAAAGAAAUAGGACUGAUUAAGGCUUUAAGUUUGUUAACAUAACCAAUUGGAAAUAAUGGAUACAUGUAGAGUGGAUUUUUUUUUCAAGUUUAUUUUAAAAUCUUAGAAAUCAAGUUACAUCAGAACUACUCAAAAAUUUUACACUUCAAUCUCAGAUCAGUAAAAUGUUGGCACCUUUUACUCAUAAUAAUGAAUAAAUCAUUGCAAUGUUAAAAAAAAUUAACUGAGAGGGUUUUAUUGCUAUAAUCUUAUGGCAGACAAAUCUGUGCGAAAGCAUUUUUGAAGUUCAGACUUUCCUAACGUUGUCUAAAACCUGAUCUGACCUCUUUUCUCCCAUGGCCGGUUCCUGCUUUGUACUAUUCCCAUCUGUGGUCUUUAUUAAAGAUGAGAAACUCAUCGCUGCUUUAGUUGUGAACUGGUGUGUUGUUAAUCAUAGCUGACGUUGCAACCACUCCCCCCAAAGAGAAGAGCCGGGAGCUCAUGAGAUGAAACUGCAAAAACCAGAGGGCAUUUUUCCACACCCGGCAGCACCUCCAUUAGCUGACAGAUUU